CCACGGACACAAGACCGGAACAUGCAGGAUGUCAUGAAUCCACACUGUUCCAACAACCGCGUCGCUACAAGUCGCUCCAGAAAAUAGCCAAAGAUCUUAGCCUGGACGCCAGUGUAUUUUCCAGAACAGCCCCUUUCGACAGCAAUGCUCUUGCAGUGACUAACCGCAAGCUUCUGCAGCGUGAACAAGGCUGAAGGUUCACGGGACAAACAUCAAUCGGAAUCGGAAACCGUUCCAUCAGGUCGCACGGAAAAAACUCUCCCUACACAUUGCGGAUCUUGCUUUUUCUUGAAGGGCACUCGACCCCUGCCACACAAGCUGUCCUUGUGACGCCGCAAACAGAAGAGAUCGCGUGGAAAUGUGAAAACCAGAAAGCCAAAAGACGAUAGCCGCGAAACGACACAACGCUGGUGAAAUCGAAGCAUCUAUGGAGUCUUGAGUCGCCCGCCGUGCACGAGUAGCUCGGAAACGUCUUCUGGGCGGUGCGAGGGGGUUGUUUCGCCUUUCGUUCUUCUCUGUUUACUGCUGAGGCGUUUUCCAGCUGUUUCUCCACAUGUUUCAAGAGAACGGACCCAAUUUUUCGAGGCCAUUCUCGGCGCCCUUUGCCGCUACACCCCCCUUCUUUUCCUAGGAUCUAGCGCGAAAAGCGCAGCUGCCGGCAACUUCAGCAGAGGGGCGGCACAGACAUGGGCUAGGCUGCCUGUCCCCUUUUCUCAGCCAGUCGUGGAAAGAGACGAACCGGCAGGUUGCGAAGACAAAGAGCCAACUUUCUGCGGGACAUCUUCUUUUCGAACGGCGGAACGCUUCCGUCGUCGUCCAGUGUGUGACUCUUUCUGCGCACACGGUUUCGACCUUGACACAGCUGAACUGGAACCUGCGCUGUCUUCCGCUUUUUUUUCCUUCACACCCGAGUUUUGACCUUCCACAAAACUCAUCGCAACGCUCUCUGGCGCAUGCGCAGACCAGCAAGGAUUACGGUCUUUGCUUUUUUUCUCGCGGAUCGGUCGUGAAUCCGCGAGUGCCGUGUCACCAAAAAGCGCUGGAGCGGAGGCCUGGAGGGCGGCCGGGACCUCGCGUUACGCCCAAAGUUUUUUGUGACCGAGUUGUGAAGCAAUAUCUGUCUUCUCACAUUUUCGAACUCGCUUUUUUCGACCUGACCCUCUUCGGUCGCAGACAGCGCGUUUCGCAGCGAAUCCGGUUGUCCAGAGUCUCAAGCGGCAGCUAGCCACAUGCCAGGGGAACAGGAGGGAAACGCCGGCAGAAAGCUGGCGUCCACGAAGACACAGCUUUUCUAGGGGACUGAAAAAGAUAUCAACGCAGCGAGACAGCGAAGGCGAUCUGAACAGAGACGGAAUGACACGAGACUGUCGCUCCCGUCGCCAGGCGCUGCCGACUGUUCGCUUGGUCCUCGCUUCCCUUCUCACGAGGCAGAAGCAAGAUCAUCGACAGAUCCUCUUCGGUUACUCCUCGCUUCUACCUUCCUUGUCUGCGCCCUUCCCUUCUUCAGCGAGUCGUUUUCUAUCUCGCAGGCACCCACCACUGCUCUUCCUCGUGGCUUCGUAGACUCCGUGGUCCUCCAUAUAUAUAUAUAUAUAUAUGUACUUCUGUCCUACAUAUAUAUAUAUAUAUAUAUAUAUAUGUAUGUACAUCUGUGUCUCUCCCUCUUUGUUUAUGUUAGUGUGUGCAUCUCUGUAUCUCUUGGUUGUCUUGGUUCUGCCGCCUUGUUUCUCGCGUUUCUUUGUUUCCUGCGAGGGCCUCUGCCCCGCUCCUCUGGCUUCGGGGGUGCUUGUCUCCAAUGGGUCACCAGGUGCCUCCCUCGAUUUCAUCUUUUGUUGGACCGCCGAUCGUCUUCUCUGCUCCGUUUCCUCCUCUUCUUCGAUCUCUUCUUUCUUUUCCGACCGCUCAUCUCAAACAGGAAACCUCUGUCUCAGGAGCUUCUUGCUUCCGCGCCUGUUGGUGUCAGCAGUUCUCUUCUCCCCUCGCUUCUCGAACUCAGCGUCUCUUCUCUCUCUCACUUCCUUCUCCACCAUGGCUUUAACGGCUGUCUCUUCCGCCUCUUCUCGCUCUCCCCCGUCUUCUCCCAGCGCCAAUCCUCAUGCCUCUCCCGCUCUUGUUGCAUCUGCCUUGCCCUCUUCGCGGGGAACCACCCACAGAGUGUCUCCUCCGAUCCCGACCGCGCCCAGUCCUCCUCUCUCUCGCCCCGUCUACUUGCCGCCUCAGUACCUCGUGCAAAACGCGCCACAGACCUGUCAUGCAGUUCCCGUUCCUCCGGUGCAUGCAGUUCCCGUUCCUCCAGUGCAUGCAGUUCCCGUUCCUCCAGCGCAUGCAGUUCCAGUUCCUCCGGUGGACUCGCCGUCGAAUGGAGAAGCGAGAGAAGGCCAAGAACUCCACGGCUGUCUGUGCUGUCUGCGUUCCUUCUCGCCGACGCUUUUCGUGUCUGCCGUCUUGGGGACUUGGAUGUUUGCUGGCGGCUUCGGCGGAGAAAUUGUUCUCGCCCUCGCGACCCUCCCGGCGAUCUUCAUUGUCUACGGACUGCAUUCAUCGGUGAAGGCUCGGAGUUUGUCGGGAGUAUCACUCCUGGAGUUUUUCUGGCUUGGGGCGUUUGUCUCGGUUUUUGUCGCCAUGUGUUUGGAGCUGUUGGCGAACGCGACCCUGUACAAUGCCCUUCUUUCUUGUCUUCCGCCGCUUCCCUCGCCUUCUCGCGCUUCUCAGUGGGCGUUGAAUGACCUGCGAUCUCUCGCCUCAGGCUCUGCUGAUAUCUCCAUUGCGCCUUCAUCCGACUCUCCGCUCUUCCACCCUCCGCCUGCAGAUCCUCUCUCUCCGUCUGCGCCUUCGUCCUCUUUGUUUCUCUCGCUCUUGCAGUUCCUGCCCUCCUGGACCUUCGCCCCGCUUCUUGCGCCUCUGUCUCUCCCUUUUUACUUUCCUCUGUUCGAAUCCAAGGCGGCGCCAGGGUGCCUCCGACACCCUUCGCUUCAGAGCGACUCCUCAGCAGCCCUGCACUCUUCUUCUUCCUCUUCUGUUUUGUCUGCUUCUGCCUUUUCUGCUUCGUCGCUCUUCUCUGCUUCUCCUUUGUCUGCGUUCUCUUUCUUGCCGGACCACAGUGGCGAGCGGUGGCAGAGGUUGUUGUCGACGCUCAACGGAAGGCAUGCGCAUGGAGCUCUUCCCACUCUGGGGUGUUCCCUGAGCCUCGUUGCAUUCAUGAUUUUCUGUGUCGGCUUCGUGGAGGAGUUCGCCAAGCUCGUCGUGCUGCAGCGACUGCAGGUGUUGCCAGUUCCUCUCCCUCUCGCCUGGGGAGGCGCCGAAGAGGCCUCGUCCGAGAGACGCAACGCCUUGGAACAGAGAACUCUGGGUGGCUGCUGUAGGCCUUUCUGGACGAGAUACGUCAAGCAUCCUGUCGGCGUCUGUCUCGCCGGGUGUGCCGCUGGCGCAGGAUUCGCCGUGGCGGAGAAUCUCAGCUACACGCUGGGCCGCAGAGGUAUCUUCGCAGAGCACCUGAUCGUCGCCAUCGUUCGGACCUUCACAGCUGUUCCGUCUCACAUCGCAAACACGGGGAUGGCGGCGGCGAACUUGGCGCUUGCUUGGCACGCAGCAUGCGCGCUUCCGGCGGCUUCUCCGUUUUUUUCUUCACAUCUCGAGGCUCACCAGCAGCCGCUGAUUCCUGGUUCUUCGCGCGCUUCAGGCCAUGCGCUCCCGUCCUUUUGGCGGUGCCUUCUGCCCUCUCUCCUCGUCCCUUCGCUUCUCCAUGGAACGUAUGACGCAGCUUUGCGUCUCUCUGCAGCCUACGCACAGCCCGGCCCCGCAGUUGACGACAACGCCGCGGUAGUCGCAGCAGUUUUCCUCCUCGUCUCCUUCCUCGCCUGGCUUCUCACGCUGCUGCUUUUUUGGCAGAAAUGGCGAAGGGUGUGCGACCUCCCAGCCUUCGGAGGGAGUUGCGCCGCCGCCUUCGGGCCAACUGCCCCAGAGCUGCGCCGCGUCCACCCGCAGGCCUCCGGCUGGGACUCGCGCGCGCAAUGGGUCUCCCCACAGGCGGCGCAGGCGCCGGAGACUGGAGGCGACGACCUGCUGGCGGGCUCCGCAGCACAGAGCGCUCCCCUCUUCUGCUCUCCGAGCCCACAGCGUUUCGCGCCCUACGCGGUCGCGCCGGCCUUUCCCUUCGCGACCCUGGCGGCGGGCACGGGCGAGACAGGCGUCAGGGCAGAUGUGCUCGUAUGGGAAGAGCGGCGACGCGAGGCGAACAGGCGAAUUCAACAGCAUGCAAACAGCCUGCAUGCGACCGCGCCGGCUCAGUUCUCGCCGGCUCCAGCUGCGGUGCCGAGAGCCGAGAAGCCCACAGGUGAGUGGGCGAGCCUAGCCCAGAGGUGAAGGCGCGCAGUAGUCAGCGACUGCGAAGAAAAAAACUCGCGUUCGGAAAGGAGGCGUGGAAAGGACGGAGACAUGCAGAGCAGUGGAGAGGACGAAGCGUGUGGCGAGAAACGCGAGAAAAAGGAGGGAUAUAGAUGCAGGAGACAAGGGCAUGCACGGGGAGGGGAGCUAGAGUAGUGGGGCGAACAGUCACGGAUCCUUAAGGAGACAUUCGCAGGCAAGUCGAACGCAGCAGGAUGUGGAAAGAAAGUUGGCCUCCCCAGUCCACCUGAGGCAGACCCUUGAGAUCCAGAGCUCGUGCUCUGUUCGGAGAUCUCUCUGCUGUGGUUAAAUGUCUCUUUUUUUCCCGACUGUUUGUGCGGUGCGCGUUUUUGCGGCGCCCAGGUGGUGUGUUUGGAGUUCCAUUUUCUCGGCAUGGGGGUUCCAUGCAUGCAUCGAUGUGUGAGGCGCCUUUUCUUUAGCUGACAGACAACGAGGUCUGUCGACAGAUGUAUACAGCAGUGGCUGUAUCACGCUCUCGCCGUGUCUUUUAAAAAAUUUUCUUUCUCCCGGACAACACUGAAAAACAACUCGUGGUGUCGCAGCCUCCGAAGCAAAUGAGACGCCUUUCGGCGAGAGGCCUUUGACUGGGGACCUUCUUCUCCCUUCUCCUCUCGCUCCCUACAUGGCUCGACCCAAACCAAAGUCGCGGCAGACAGCCCCUGCAUGCACUGGUGGAACGACACCCCGUCGGGACAUGAACGCGCGAGUCACCUGUUUACAGCCUUCUUCAGUCUACGAGAAUACAUCUAGAAAUAUUUAUAUUUACAUAUAUAUAUAUAUAUAUAAAGAUAUAUAUAUUUAUAUAUAAGUGUAUAUAGUCGCAUGUACAUAUGUGCACUGAUGGCGAAUAUCUGCAGUGGGAGGCACGCAGACGUCUGUAAGGAGAUAGCGCAGGUUCUCUCCUGCGAGCAUGCGCGUCACCUGUGAGCAAAAGAUUUGCCGCGGCAAGCCGAGGCUUUCGGAGGCGCAGCGAUUCCUCAGAACUCGCUCUCGCACCGCCGACUGCACUGCAUUCAGAGUUAGCGCCUCCUGCGCUGGAUCAGCAGGCGAAAGAUUUUGUGCCUUCGGCCCACACAAGAAAUCUGAAGCUUAUGUCCUUCCUUCACUCCUCCCUCCGAACGUAUUACACCACCGCAGACACGCAUCUGGUACAUUAAUAAACAAGAAUCUAUGCAAUCAAGUU
Messenger RNA from Toxoplasma gondii ME49, 5587 nucleotides. RefSeq lists its product as hypothetical. The transcript has 5 exons. The record is from RefSeq and is a predicted model, not a curated record. Gene Ontology annotation, molecular function: peptidase activity. Lineage: Eukaryota; Apicomplexa; Conoidasida; Eucoccidiorida; Sarcocystidae. The coding region runs from base 1597 to 4362 and encodes 921 amino acids.